CACCAAUUACAGUAUUUUUCCUUGUUUCUGUGUAAAUCACCUACAGUGCUGCAUGCAUAAUGGAUAGAGAAACAUGAAACUUUUAAUAAGUCUAACUCAUGAUUCAGGUUAUGUUGCAUCUCUGUAAAAGUUCAUUGAAAUUCUCCCUCUUAUCUCUCUAUAGCUAAUCGGAGAAGCAAUCAAACCUGUGAACCUUACUUGGCUGAGAGAAGAGUUAGUUUUAAUGAAAUUGCUGCAGGCAAGAGUUUAAUUUGCGUGAGGUUUUGAAUUUCUAAGAAAUAGGCAGAGUAAGUUCAAGGGCCCUCUCUUGAGAUGUCUUCAGAGCAAGCGCAGGUGCCUGAAAGUGUCUUAAUGUUAGAAAUACUGUAGAACACCAGUGUUACAAACUAACUUGUCAACUACACACCUCAUCUGGAACCGGAAGUAUGCAGUCAGACUAAGGAGAUGGGGAGGCGAGGAGAGUAGCAAAUACUAUACAGUACACCUCUACCUCGAUUUAACACUGUCCUUGGGAGCCAAAACAAUCUUACCGUGUUAUAAGUGAAACUGCGUUAUAUUGAACUUGCUUCAAUCCACUGGAGUGUGCAGCCCCCCGCCCCAUUAUAACUGAAUUCGUGUUAUAUUGGGUCGUGCUAUAUCAGGGUAGAGGUGUACUGUGUUAAACAUAAACUUCUAAGAAAAAAGGAAAGUCUUAGAAAAGAUUUGACAAAGUAAGGAAACUGUAUUUGUGUUUGUUUAAUUUAAAUUAAGAUGGUUAAAAGCAGCAUUUUUCUUCUGUGUAGUAAAGUUUCAGAGCUGUAUUAACAUUUACAAUGUUCAUUUGUAAACUUUUGAAAGAACAACCGUAACAUUCUCUUCAGAGUUAUGAAGAACCUCCAUUCCUGUGGUGUUUGUAACUCUGAGAUUCUACUGUACGGGGAAUCCUGCAUCCUUGUUAGAGCCCAUACUUUCCCUGAUUUAUAUCCCAACUGCACUCAAGGUCAAAAGAUCAAAACUUGACAUCUAAUCCAGAUCUCUGUAUGGUAUACUCAAGCAUUAGUUCUGACUCAGGAUUGCCAUCUGUUCUGGUUCUGAUAGAAUGGUCUUGCAGCAGACAUGAAAAGAAUAACAAAGUAAAUAAUUGCAAAGUGAAAUCGUAUUUUUCCCCCCAAAAUAAGUCAAAUGUUUUGUGUCUGAUUAUCUUUUUGAACAGCCUGAUAGCAGCAGGUCAUUAGUGUCUUGUUCUAAGGUCACUUGCUAAAGGUAAAGAGAAUGGUUUUGAAAAUUCUACUUUUACAUAAAGUGCUUCAGAUUAUUGAAUGGCUAAGAAUUUGCUUUUUGCCUUCCAUUGUUGUACUGUGAUAAAAUGCACAGACAGAAAGCAUAAUAAUUUAUUACAGGCUUUCAUCAAAGAAAAUGGUCAAAGCAGUAUGACUCAUGUAUACCAUCUUCCUCUCUUUCUAGUGUAAGAAAGUGACAGAUCUGCUAUGGCUUGAUAAAGUCUUAUUAAGAGGGAACUUUGCUAAUUGCAGUUAGUGACAUGAAAAUGGCUGAUAAAUAAAAUGUAUUGAUUAAUUUGCACAUUAUGUAAUUGUUUUAAGUCUGAGACUGCUCCAUAUGGGUAACAGGGAGAAAAGUCUGCAAAUUUCUUUUUUUAUUUAUGUGGAAAAACAAAUGCUAGCGCUUGUAAAAGCUACUAAUUUUGAUUCAGAGUCAUUGAACUGCACGUAUAAGGCAUUGCCUAUUGCACACAAAGUUGCACUGUUUUAGAAGUGUGAUUUUUAAACUGAUUUAAUUAAGUCAGUGCACCUUAGUGCAUGAAUACUCUUACAUUGAUUUAUACCAGCCUUGUAUUAGUUUAGCUUGCUCCUGUAAAUGUACAUUGGCAAUGAGGCAAGUGAAACUGAUAUAACCAAUUCUAAACCAAUAUAAGUGUGUUCUCACAGAUGGCAAGUUUGUGUUUAGACAAGCUUACAGUUGUCACAGUUCAGGGCAUUACACCUGUAUUCCUGCUCUGUGAUCCCUCGAAGGCACCCACUGUAGGCUCCUGGCUCCUUAGCCAUCAUAUCUCUGGGGUCGAGACCCACGUCUCUCUCCUCCCUGAAUUAUUUUUUUCCAGGCUGUGAAGUUCCUUUCCUACACUGUAAAAUUCCCAGCAAGCCAGACUGUGUGAACAGGACCAGGUCUGCACUUUGCUUGUUCUCCAGAGAUGUAAUUAGCAACAGUUAUAAGUUACCACACAACUUUUCCUAAACAAGCACAUUUAUUCUUAAGGUAAAAGCAUUACACACAAAACAUUAAUCAAACAAACAAAAAUAAAAGAACCUUUGUGCAUGCUAAACAGCUUACCAGAAGUGACCCCAACUCAAACCUCUGGUAGGUGUCAGCCUUCAAGAUACACAACUGGAUGUUCUCAGUGGUUACAAAUUCAUAACUGUUUCAGAUUCAGAACUAGAAUAUCCAUUAAUAGGUUAAAGCGACAAAGAGUUCUGUGGCACCUUAUAGACUAACAAACGUAUUGGAGCAUGAGCUUUCAUGGGUGAAUACCCACUUCAUCGGAUGACAGCUCAUGCUCCAAUAUGUUUAUCCGACGAAGUGGAUAUUCACCCACGAAAGCUCGUGCUCCAAUAGGUUUGUUAGUCUAUAAGGAGCCACAGAACUCUUUGCUGCUUUUACAGAUCCAGACUAACAGGGCUACCCCUCUGAUACAUUAAUAGGUUCGUUUUUCCUUUUUACAUCUUAGACCUUUGCUGAUUACUUCCUGGAGUCUCAAAAUCAGAUAAUGGUUCAAUAAGUUUUUUUCAUGAAUAUUGUAGACAGUUGCCAUAUCUGUCACAACAGCGUUACAGGCAUUAAAUCUGAACAGUGGCUUAGAAAUAUAGUUUUAAAAAAAUACUACUUGAGGCCACUAAACUGGCCUCAAUCCUUUGUUGUGUGGGUUUUUAAUUUUUCAUAAGUCUUCAGAAUCUGAAUCAAAACUAGAAUAGCUGUGCUAGCUUGUUUAACUGCCUCACUGCUGCUAGACCACAUGUACUCUGACAACAGAUUCUCUUUUUUAUUAUUGAACAUUCAUUAAGAUGAAUGGAGCAUCAAGUCUUGCCAAGGGCAUCCAGUCACAUUAGAUAAAUGCACUUGGUGCAUGUUUCUGACACUUCUUUCAGCAUUAAGAUGGUCACCAUUUUCAGUGCUUCUGUUCUAGGACUUUUCACCAAGUUUAGUGUGCGUUAAGAAACUGUGACUGCUAAUCAUGAGUCAUCCUUGCCAGCAUCCUAGUCUGGCUCAUGGUUGUAUUCCUGUGAUCAGGCUGUAACAUUGUCCUUCUACUAUAUAGCUGGAACUCUCUAAACCAUGUAUGCACAACAUGAUCUUCAGCCAUUUCAGAAAAUUGAGUAGUAGGCCAUGCAUUAUCUCUCAGGCUGCUGGUGCUUCUGAUUGUAAGAAUUUUCCCAGAAUGCAAUGAAUGAAAACAUGAUUAGUGUCAUGGCAAGUAUGGACAUGCCCAUGUUUUGUCUUGAAAAAGUUGAAACUGGAUCACAUGAGCCAUAUUAUAUAGUGAAUUUCUGCUUUCCAACUCUUUUUCCUGUACAUGAAAAAUUGCAAAAACUAUUACAAUGCUCCAACACAUUAAUUUCAGUCCCGUUGUUCCAUUUGAACAGGUUACUAACCACAAAGAAUUUCACAAAUCAUUCUGAUUUUUUUUAAAGAAGAGUUCAUAUUGGGAAUCAUGAACAUCAGUGACUUUGUAAUACUGCCAGGUUCAAAAACUGGAACUUCUGUAAAAUUAAAAGUGAAAAAUGUACGAGAGCUGAAAUUGGAGAAGGUACAGUUAGAACUAGAAAACAAGGAGAUGGAGAAGAAACUACAGCAACUGCAAUCUAAUAUGAGCAGAGAAAAAGAAGAGAGGAGGGAACAAUCAAGUGGAUAUUGUUGGCAAUCUGGACAGGCAGGACCAUUGGGCGUUCAACCUCAAGUAUGGUCACAAAAUAAAGAAAAUGUUGUUAAGAUUUCUUCAGGAAAAGUGAAGUUGAAGAUACUCAAAGAACAGUGUCAUGAGCCAAUGAAACAGCCAUUUAUACAUAAAAUGGCAAAUGUUGCAAUUCCUGGAAAACCUAAAAUGAAGGGGAAGGCAUGUGGACAGUGUGAGACCAAAAAUGCUUUACUGGUAUGCUUAGAAUGUGGGGAAGAUUACUGUGGUAGUUGCUUUGCCAGAGUCCACCAGAAGGGGGCGCUGAAGCUCCAUAGAAUGAUUCCUUUACAGGCAAAAACUGAUGUAUCAGUUGGAAAAUUAGAAGCUACCCAUCAGUUCAUGAAAGACUUCAAUCCUGGUGAAUCCAGAAAGAAUCAUGAGCAGAAGAAAGCAAAUAGCAAGAAUCAGCUCACGUCAGACAUUUCUUCAUCUCUGCUAACGUCAACAGGCAAUGCUGAGGAAGUUUCCACAGUACCAGCAGGGACAGUUUUUGAGAAUCAGAAUGGUGGUUUAUUACUGUAUGGUACUUUUGAUGAGGAAGAAUCUGCAGAGUCCUUUCAAGAAGCUUUAACUCAGUGGAGAAAUGGAAAUCAUGAACACAAAAAGGAACAGAACUGUGAUGAGGCUCAACAAGAAUCCAUGGGAGUUUGUGAGGUACAGACCCAUCUCACAAUUUUGAGAAAACCUGCUAAAAUUGAAUUCAGAGAAGAAAGCCUGAACUAUAUGGAGAAACUGUGGCUUAAGAAGCAUAGAAGAAUGCCAGUUGAUCAGAUAUCUGGUAUUCAAGCAGAUGAAUUCAGACCUAAGCAUGAAUUGAUGAAUGAACCUGAUGAUGCUCUGAGUGGAGAAGGAGGAGAAGGAGAUGAUGAUGAUGAUUUAAUAGUUGAAGAUAUGAAAAAGUAUUGGACAGCUCUGUUUAGAGCAGAAGAGUCUGACACAGUUCCUGGGAACCUUGAGUCUGCUUUGAAAAUUGAGAUACUCAGUGAUUCUUGUGAAGAGGAUCUAGAUGAAUCAUGUAACUCUGUAGUGAUGGAAGUUGGAUCCACUAAACUGAGUAAUGAACAAAGUGAUGCAAUACCUGAAAAUCAGAAGGAUACAAUAUCAGACUUUUUACCAGAACCAGCUGCUGAUGUAACUAGCAAGACAUCUCUUAAUUCUGCUUCUACAUCUCACAAAAGAGACCUUUUCAUUCCUCAUGAUAGAAGCACAGUUCCCAUUAAAGAAAUUUCUAAAGUUUCAUCUGCAAGAACAUCUACAGUGAAUCAUGAAAGAAUGUAUACUGAUUGCAUCCAUUCCAGCACAGAAGAAACAGUUCUCGGCAGUCCUCAUGAAAGUGCUGUAACCGAAAAAGAAAGCAUUAAAACAAAGACUUCUAGAAGAUCUCUUAGUGCUUGUAUGUUACCCGAGAAGACUUUUGACUUUCCUAAAUUAGGCAGCAGUGAACCUUCCGUCAUGACAAGAUCAUUGAAAAACAGUAAAGAUUCACUGGAAUUUAACAGUUUCCACACGAGCAAGAGUUUGAUUUUACCUGUCACUACAGAAGCUUCAGUGUUGUUACAGGAAGUAGCCCUAAGAGAAAAACCUACUUUGACACAAUAUCAAGGACUUGAGGGAUUCUUUAUUUUGCAUGCAAAUUCUAAGCAAGUAACACUUGAUUCAAUUCCUUCACCUUUCUCAGAUUGCAGCUCUACAAACAGUACUUCAGUUUCAGGCAAGGGACAUUGGUUCAGAGACACUAGUUUAAGUGAAUAUGCUGAUGAUUCUGUAGUACAGGAUGUCUUGCAAAGUGAACUGAGCAGGUCUUCAAGUAGUCUUCAGGCUGGAGUUUCGCCAUGGACAUUAAUGCACAAGUCACCCACUGAUAAUAGUUUACAAAGACCUUUGUCAGCAAUUAUACCAUCCUCUAAAUCUGUGAAGUCUGAUCGGAUCUGCUGUACACUCUCUCAGACAAGACGAAGAAAUUUAACUACUCAGCCCUUAUCUAGGGCUGCUAGUGAAAUUUCAAAAAAUGAAUGCAUCGAUGUAACUGAACAAAAUGACCCUCUCUUAGAAUAUACUGCAGAUCAACAAGCCUUAGCUGGCUUGGAAGAUGAACUAAAAAGUCAUACAGAGACUGUGAUGAAAGCCAUACAGAUGAGGAGGAAGAGAUUCUGCGGGACAAGCAGGAAGUUAUGGCACUACGUUGACCAACCAAAAAAACAAAACUUGCUGCUAAUUAUUUUUCUUUGCAUUGCAUAAAACAAGCAGCCUGUUAUAAGGCACUUCUCAGGUGCUGAAGAUGUUAACUGCUGAAGAAUGUUGUUGGAAGUCUAUCCUACCAAUAAAACAUGUCUAAAAUUAAAAAUCA
Molecule: messenger RNA, 6293 nt
Organism: Gopherus flavomarginatus (Mexican gopher tortoise)
Lineage: Eukaryota; Metazoa; Chordata; Testudines; Testudinidae
Gene: ZBBX
Product: zinc finger B-box domain containing
Exons: 18
Coding region: 3704-6184 (826 amino acids)
Biological process (GO): cilium movement
Cellular component (GO): motile cilium
Molecular function (GO): zinc ion binding
Source: RefSeq, a predicted model, not a curated record